AUGCUGAUUUCUUCCCGUAGGCGUUUCGACACAGUCAUGGGAGGCCUGUCGUCGGUGGCCCGUAUCAACUGUGAAAACGCUCUUAAAUAUGUUGUCGAAAAAGAUAAAGGCAAAACGCUUCGUUUUCCCAGGAAUUACCGAACCGUGUUCAUCAUGACCGAUGACUGGGAGUUCUCGCGAGUCCAGAUGAGAGUUUCUCCCACAUCGCCUCGAGUUCUGCGUCGAACAAACAAACAGCAUUUCGAGGCUGUGUAUGAUCAGCUCAGAAUAAUCGCACCAAAAUUAACCCAGGAAGCCCCCCCUGAUCGACGACGCCUAAACUUAAAAGAGCCAGUGGUUUUCCGACACACGUGGGACGACAACAAACAAAUGACCGGAGUUAUUAGUACACCUGCUUUGACACGCCCAAAAGGUACCGGACUGAACGCGCUAGUUGUUAUGCCUGAUCAGGCGAUUGAAAGUCCAUCAACAUAUGCGUUUGAUUGUUGA
Molecule: messenger RNA, 489 nt
Organism: Opisthorchis viverrini
Lineage: Eukaryota; Metazoa; Platyhelminthes; Trematoda; Opisthorchiida; Opisthorchiidae
Exons: 1
Coding region: 1-489 (162 amino acids)
Source: RefSeq, a predicted model, not a curated record